Molecule: messenger RNA, 918 nt
Organism: Penicillium daleae
Lineage: Eukaryota; Fungi; Ascomycota; Eurotiomycetes; Eurotiales; Aspergillaceae
Product: putative mitochondrial phosphate transporter Pic2
Exons: 4
Coding region: 1-918 (305 amino acids)
Biological process (GO): mitochondrial phosphate ion transmembrane transport
Cellular component (GO): mitochondrial inner membrane
Molecular function (GO): phosphate transmembrane transporter activity
Source: RefSeq, a predicted model, not a curated record
AUGGCCACACAGGAACGCAGGCUUCCCUUUGGGAAGAUCGAGCCCAACUCGGGCAAGUACUUCGUCAGCUGUGCCCUCGGCGGCAUUAUCGGACCAACUCACACCGCCGUGACACCUCUCGACCUGGUCAAGUGCCGUCGUCAAGUCGAUCCCAAGAUCUACACAUCCAACAUCUCCGCAUGGCGUUCCAUCUUCGCCAAAGAAGGCCUCCGCGGCGUCUUCUUCGGCUGGUCGCCCACCUUCCUGGGCUACUCCUUCCAAGGUGCCGGAAAGUACGGUCUCUACGAGUACUUCAAGCAUAUGUACGGCGACACACUAUUCCCCCAGUCUAACCGCACCCUGGUCUUCCUGGGCGCAUCCGCAUCAGCCGAGUUCUUCGCCGAUAUGGCACUCUGCCCGUUCGAGGCGAUCAAGGUCCGCAUGCAGACCUCCCUGCCACCCUACGCGAAUAACCUGCGCGAGGGCUGGAGCCGUGUUGUCACGAAAGAGGGGAUGGCGGGUCUUUAUCGGGGAUUGUAUCCGCUGUGGGCGCGGCAGAUCCCUUAUACCAUGACCAAGUUUGCGACCUUUGAGGAGACGGUUAAUCAGAUCUAUCGGACUUUGGGGAAGCCCAAGGAGAGUUAUAGCCAGUUGGCGCAGACUGGGGUGAGUUUCUUGGGUGGAUACAUUGCUGGUAUCUUCUGUGCGAUUGUCAGUCAUCCAGCCGAUGUGAUGGUCAGCAAGCUGAAUGCCGAUCGAAAGCCUGGCGAGGGUGCCAUGAAGGCCGUCUCUCGAAUCUAUGGCAACAUUGGCUUCCCUGGCCUGUGGAAUGGCUUGCCCGUGCGUAUCGUCAUGCUGGGUACUCUGACUGGCUUCCAGUGGUUGAUUUAUGACUCGUUCAAGGUCUUCCUGGGUCUCCCCACCACCGGUGGACAUUAG